AUGACCGAUCGCAACACCACCGUCAUUGAGGAGAUGGCAGAGUUGAAACGACAAGAGCGUAUUGAAGCUUACAAUUCCUUUGAGAAAGCCAAGCUGAGCACUGGCUUUCUCACCGGUCAGCUGCUCAAGGAGCUUCAAGAUAAGGUUUUAGGGAUUUCUCGAAGGAGCAUGGCCUUGUACUCGACGCAUGACGCUACCAUAACCUCGCUCUUGUACAACCUUGGAGUGUCAAAUCAUCUCUUACCUCCUUAUACAACUGCAGUUCUCUUCGAACUACACAAGAUCAAUGAGCAAUACUUCGUGAAGGUUCUCUUUCGAAAUUCAACGGAAGAAGCCCUUCCAUUACAACUUCCAUCCUGCACUACCCUAUGCCCAUGGAAAGACUUUGUACGCUUCGCGACUCCACGGUCAUUCCACACUAGAGAGGAAUUCGAGAACGCAUGUGAGAAUAGGCGCGACUCGCGGAAGACCUACUCGGAACGGAAAACACUAUCAGCGCAGUUUCUCACUCCAGAACUGAUUGCAGUAUCUGGAUAUUCUCUUCUGCUGCUUGUUGUUAUGUAUCUCUACAAAACAUCAACAAGCAAGAACUUUUCAGAAAACUAA
Cylicostephanus goldi is the source of this 606-nucleotide messenger RNA. Lineage: Eukaryota; Metazoa; Nematoda; Chromadorea; Rhabditida; Strongylidae. The record is from the annotation of a GenBank genome assembly.